GACAAGCGUAGAAAAAGUUUUCAUCAACAGCCGCCAUUUUGCGCUGGAGAGACUGUGAAGUAUUUCGGAAUUUGUCGUGUAAAUUUUCAGUUUUUUCUUACAUCAUUUAAUCAUAAACAGUACCAUUCCGUAUAUUUUAAAGUGUUAAGUGAAUUUGUGUAAAUCAACAAUUAAAAUAAGUUACCUAAAGUAGCAAAAAUCUGGUGAUAUUGUUUUCAUUUAUUGUGCUAGUUCCGUCGGAAGAUGGUGAGAGGGUUUAUGUAGCUCGUCGAUUCGUAGCUUUGUAAUGGCGAAUACUUAGUGAGAAAUUUUAAUAUGUGCCUUCGAUGGUGGGAAGGACAUCGAACGAUCGGGAUGUGGGUGAAUUACAUUAUAAUGGAUGAUAAAUCACUAUAAAAUGUUUAAAAUUAAAAAUAUAAGACAGAAAAGUGUUAUUUGAAUCGGCGGGCCGAAAUAUUCACGACGGCUUACGUUUAGUAAACAGAGCCAUGGCCGAUCAUCAUGUGGAUGAGCCGCCUAAUAAGCGGGCUAAAAUGAUCCGGGACCCUUUCCAGGGUCCCUCAGCUACCACGGAUUUCUCCAAUGUCGACAUGUUUGACUUGGAGAAAGAUUUGCCCGACGAGCUGAUGAGCUCGUGGGGCGAACAGCCGGGUAUCACGGGGCCGAAGCCCCCGGCCCAAGGUCCUGGCCCGGGGGGACAAAUGGCCCAGCAACUUAACGGGGACGACCCCACAGCAGCUAUGCAGCGACAGAUCAACAAUCACCUUUUACAAGCAAACAAGAGUGGCUUGGUCGGCCACAACAAUCCGUUAGGGUUAAGCAGCUUAGGCAGUAAGAGUCCUAACCUCCAGUCGCCGCCGAACGUGUCCGUCUCCAAGGACAUGAUGGGCGGCAUGCACCAGCAGCUGAUCACCAACACCAGCCAUCCCAGCCAGCUACACUCCUCUAUGCCCAUGAGUUCUAUACAGGCAGGGAUGAAUGUCACCAAUGUCGGUGGCAACAUGGUGGUGACGAACAGCAACAUGAGUGGUGCGAACAUGCUCAGCGGUGGCAUCAUCAACAAUGUAAAUAAGCAAUUGCCAACGCUGAUGGGCAACAAUCAUCAUGCAACACAACAGCAACACCCUCAUGCGCAAGCGAUGCAGAACGGCCCUCUCAGCGGGCGAGUGGGCGUGGGCGGCGUCGGCGUGGGCGUGGGCAUGCAGGCUCCGAUGCGCACGGGGCUAGCGCAUGGGCACGCGGCGCACCAUGCGGCGCACGGCCACGCGCACGGCCACCGCAUGAGCGCGCCCGGCGGCGGCGGCCAUCCGCUCGCGCCGUACCACCCCGUGUACGGCCAGUCCGCGGCCGGCGGGGGGGCGGCGCAGCGCGCGGCGGGCGUGCGCUUCGGUCCGCCGCCCGAGACGGGGGGCGGGGCCGCGCAGGCGGUACCCCCCGCCCCGUCCCCGCAGACACCCGGCGCGCCGGCCGGCGGACAGUCCCAACCUCAGGCGGCCACGCAGGCGGCGACGGCGCAGCCCCCGCAGCAGCCCAACUCGGGCUCCAUCGCGGACCCCGAGAAGCGGAAGCUGAUCCAGCAGCAGCUAGUGUUAUUGCUGCACGCGCACAAGUGCCAGCGCCGCGAGUCCCAGUCCAACGGCGACACGUGGCAGUGCACGCUGCCACACUGCAAGACCAUGAAAGGCGUACUGAACCAUAUGAUGUCGUGUCAGGCGGGUAAAAACUGUGUCGUACCUCAUUGCUCCUCAUCUAGACAAAUCAUCAACCAUUGGAAGCACUGUAACAAGAAUGACUGUCCAGUCUGUCUACCGCUGAAACAGGCAGAUCGGACUAGAACUAACACAAUGAAUGCGGCGGCGGCAGCGGCGGUGUCGCACGCCAGUACGGGCGCGGUUGCGGGCGCGGCGCCGGCCAACGUACCGCCCGCGCCACAACCUAACACCCUACCCCCUGUCAACCCGCUGCAAGCCGGCGUAGCGACGACAGCGCCACCGUCUAAUGCGGGCGUGGUGGGCGGCGGCGUGGGCGUGGGCGGCGUGGGCGCGGUUGGCGGUGGCGUGGGUGGAGUGGGCGGAGUGGGUGCGGCGGGCGCGGGC
Molecule: messenger RNA, 2096 nt
Organism: Aricia agestis (brown argus)
Lineage: Eukaryota; Metazoa; Arthropoda; Insecta; Lepidoptera; Lycaenidae
Product: histone lysine acetyltransferase CREBBP-like
Exons: 9
Biological process (GO): positive regulation of transcription by RNA polymerase II
Cellular component (GO): transcription regulator complex; histone acetyltransferase complex
Molecular function (GO): transcription coactivator activity; histone acetyltransferase activity; chromatin DNA binding
Source: RefSeq, a predicted model, not a curated record